AGAUGGUGUGCGACGUGGUGAGUCGGAUGGAAGACACCGAGCCCUUCUCUGCAGAACUGCUCUCUGCCAUGAUGCGACUCUGGGGCGACUCAGGGAUCCAGGAGUGCUUCAACCGGUCUCGGGAAUAUCAGCUCAAUGAUUCUGCCAAAUACUACUUGGACAGCCUGGACCGGAUUGGGGCCGCCGACUACCAGCCCACCGAGCAGGACAUCCUCCGAACCAGGGUCAAAACCACUGGCAUCGUGGAGACCCACUUCACAUUCAAGAACCUGCACUUCAGGCUGUUUGACGUCGGGGGCCAGCGGUCUGAACGCAAGAAGUGGAUCCACUGCUUUGAGGACGUCACGGCCAUCAUCUUCUGCGUCGCGCUCAGCGGCUACGACCAGGUGCUCCACGAAGAUGAAACCACGAACCGCAUGCACGAGUCUCUUAUGCUCUUCGACUCCAUCUGCAACAACAAGUUCUUCAUCGAUACCUCCAUCAUUCUCUUCCUCAACAAGAAAGAUCUCUUUGGAGAGAAGAUUAAGAAGUCACCUUUGACCAUCUGCUUUCCUGAGUACACAGGCCCCAAUACCUAUGAAGAUGCAGCUGCCUACAUCCAAGCACAAUUUGAAAGCAAAAACCGCUCACCCAACAAGGAAAUCUACUGUCACAUGACUUGUGCCACAGACACGAAUAACAUCCAGGUUGUAUUCGACGCCGUCACCGACAUCAUCAUUGCCAACAACCUCCGGGGCUGCGGCUUGUACUGACCUCUUGUCCUGUAUAGCAACCUAUUUGACUGCUUCCCGGACUCUGUGCUGUUGACGUUGAUCUCCUGGUAGCAUGACCUUUUGGCCUUUGUAAGACACACAGCCUUUCUGUAUCAAGCCCCCGUCUCACCCCGGCCCCAGAGUGACUGACGGCUGUGUAUUUCUGUAGAAUGCUGUAGAAUCCGGUUUUAGUUGAGUCUUUACAUUUAGAAUUUGAAAGGAAAAAACAAACAAAAGUAACACUUCUCAUGUGCUUUGUAGCAUAAAAAAGGAAAAGAAAAACGUUACCAUUUCAUGCAUUUUUCCUUUUCUUCCUUUUAAAAUCCACAUGCGCAUCUGCACCCACACCUGCCCCCCAUUCCCAGGUCAAGGCAGGGCCCACAGUGCACCUGCAGAGUGGUCCCUGGGGCCGGCCAGGUUCAGGCCACAGGCCUCCUCGCUGCCUGGCAGGAAUCUGACCUGGCUCCAGGCUGGCGGCUCCAGCCCCACGCUUCCUGCAGGUUUGUAGAGAAAAAGCACAGCUCUCACUGGCCAGUAGCUGCCAAAAAAAAUCCCACGUGAAGGGCAGCCCUCCACCCCAGCCUUCCCCAUGCCCCCUCUACAAACGCCCUUAGCGACUUUGUUCCCAUGUUUCUGUCCUGCUGAGCACCGUGCCCCAC
This is a messenger RNA of Ochotona princeps (American pika), 1411 nucleotides long. RefSeq names its product guanine nucleotide-binding protein G(o) subunit alpha. NCBI's taxonomy places the organism in Eukaryota, Metazoa, Chordata, Mammalia, Lagomorpha, Ochotonidae. The transcript has a single exon. The record is from RefSeq and is a predicted model, not a curated record. Gene Ontology annotation, biological process: adenylate cyclase-modulating G protein-coupled receptor signaling pathway; G protein-coupled dopamine receptor signaling pathway. Gene Ontology annotation, molecular function: GTPase activity; G protein-coupled serotonin receptor binding; corticotropin-releasing hormone receptor 1 binding. The coding region runs from base 3 to 752 and encodes 249 amino acids. Gene Ontology annotation, cellular component: heterotrimeric G-protein complex.